This is a messenger RNA of Etheostoma spectabile (orangethroat darter), 5510 nucleotides long. RefSeq names its product TBC1 domain family, member 13 (gene tbc1d13). Gene Ontology annotation, biological process: activation of GTPase activity; intracellular protein transport. The record is from RefSeq and is a predicted model, not a curated record. The transcript is spliced from 12 exons. Lineage: Eukaryota; Metazoa; Chordata; Actinopteri; Perciformes; Percidae. The coding region runs from base 213 to 1415 and encodes 400 amino acids. Gene Ontology annotation, molecular function: GTPase activator activity.
GGGAUUAGGAACAAGGUGUUUUAGUAAAGGAAGAAUCCUAACACGAGCCCACUCACUGGCACGCUAGCUAGCUGACUCUGGAUCCAAACAGCGGGUGCCUGCCCACCGUGCUGUUGUGAAGACGGAAGUGAUAGGAGGACUUCCCUCUGGCAAAUAAUUCAUUCCUUUUUGGUAACAGUUAAAGGAAUAGCUACACCGUCGCCUGCCCAGAUAUGACUACUGCGUACAGAAACAGAAUACAAGAAUUCAAAGAAACCUUGAGUGAAGAAACCAUCAACUUGAAGACACUGAGGGAGCUGUGCUUCAAUGGAAUCCCAUUUGAAGGAGGCAUACGAGCGCUUUGCUGGAAAAUCCUUCUUAAUUAUCUGCCCCUCGACCAGACGUUAUGGGAGUCUUUCCUCAAAAAGCAGAGGGAGGUGUACUCCCAGUUCCUAAAAGAAAUGAUCAUCCAGCCUGGUAUUGCCAAAGCCAACUUGGGCCUUUUCAGAGAAGAUGUGACUAUGGAGGACCAUCCUCUAAAUCCAAACCCGGACAGCAGGUGGAAUAACUAUUUCAAAGAUAAUGAAAUUUUACUACAAAUUGACAAGGAUGUAAGGCGGCUGUACCCAGACAUGGCGUUCUUCCAGCGUCCUACAGAUUACCCUUGCCAGCUUAUCUUGGACCCUCAGAACGAUUAUGAGACGCUGCGUCGACGAGUCGAACAAACCACCCUGAAAGCACAAACUGUAAACCGCAACCGCAGUGGAGUCACCAAUGUCAGCUCCCCGGGAAAGGCAUUUAACUUGUAUCCAUCUAACGAAUAUGAAGUGCUGCCCAAUGGGAGUGAAGCCCACUGGGAGGUGGUGGAGCGAAUCCUCUUCAUCUAUGCCAAACUCAACCCCGGGAUUGCCUACGUACAGGGCAUGAAUGAGAUUGUUGGGCCAAUUUACUACACCUUUGCUACGGACCCCAACAACCAGUGGAAAGAGCACGCUGAAGCGGAUACAUUCUUCUGUUUCACCAACCUGAUGUCGGAGAACAGAGACAACUUCAUCAAGAGCCUGGAUGACUCUCAGUGCGGCAUCACGUACAAGAUGGAGAGCGUGUACUCCAUGCUCAAAGACAAAGACCUGGAGCUCUAUUUAAAGCUGGAAGAGCAGAACAUCAAACCGCAGUAUUUCACAUUCCGCUGGCUGACAUUGUUGCUGUCUCAGGAGUUCCUCCUGCCUGACGUCAUCCGCAUCUGGGACACGCUGUUUUCGGACCAGGACAGAUUCCACUUCCUCAUCCUGGUCUGCUGCGCCAUGCUCAUACUCAUCCGAGAUAACAUACUGGCAGGAGACUUCACAGUCAACAUGAGAUCACUGCAGGAUUACCCCAUCUCAGAUGUCCACACCAUCCUGAUCAAGGCCAAAGAUCUGCAGGACAACUCCUAACCUGUUCACUUUUUUUCCCUCCUGCCUUUUCUGCUCAGAUGUGGUAGGUGAGAGUUCAAACAGUACAAAACAGUGUCACGUCAAACAUGUCCCGUGGAAGGACUUGAUCGAUGGAGAGCUUGGACAGAAAAACCCAGCAUACCGCAUUUUACUCGAUGUCUGACGAUUGCUCAGUGGGGGUCUGCUGUGAAACCUUUUGAGGACAUGUUGAAACUAUUCAUUUCUUGAAGAGAAGAUGCCACUUGCUUUUUGAUGCACAAUGGGGAAAAAGCUACCUUGGUACAUGGUCCUCCUCCUCUCACAGCCAUGUCUCCCAUGGAGACUUGUUGUGUUCAGAUAAGGAUGAUUGCACUGAACAUCUGAGGGAGCGGGAGCCACAUAGGUCCUACACUACAGAUCUUAGUUUAUCAUGAAAACAUACCAGAAAUGUUUCACAACAGAGCCAAGGAUUCAGACGGAGCAAAUGUUAACUGGGUCGAGCAAAAGCGCAUGUUUGUUCUUAGUUAUGUGAAAACAGGAGACAGUAUUUCUGGGUAUGUUUUCUGUUUGGAUGAAAUAAAUCAGAAGUGAUGGGCCUGGCCUAUUGAAUAUUUUAUUAUUAACAUUAUGUCUCAACAAACUGCCUUUUGUCCCAUUGGAAAUGUAAUGGGAUUCCCUUGCAAAGUCAUAGUACUUUGACAGAACAAAGUACCAUUUAAACGAACCAUCUGAGGAGAUUGUUGCUUUUCACACUGAACAUUAUUCGCUGGGCUUAAGUAUCUCUAUAGUACCUUCAGUACAAUACUUUAUACCAAGGCAGUGGGGAAUCAUUUAGUGUGAUUGACCAUAGAGGGUACACUAAGUUCAUAUAAUACAUGGCUAGCCUACAGUAAUUAAGAUCAUUAUUGUUUGAAAUGUAGCAAAUAUUAAUGAAAUACAAUGUUGUACCAACAGGGUCCAAAAUUAGCAUCGUCAUCUAGCCAAAUCCUAGUGAAAUAUGCACGUGGCUGGUAGAUCUGCUUCUCUCACCAGCCUAAAAACCAAUGGUAAUCUAUUGAGUGGCUGGUAAAAUUUGAACAUUCCCUAGCCCUUUGGCUGGGGGACAAACAAAUCAUUUUGGACUGGGUACCAAAUACACAACUGAGUUUUGGUACAGAUACUUCAAUUGUACUUUUUAGUUAAACUAUGUUUACUAUGUUACUAUACCAAAAGAUGCCAACAUUUUAAAUUGUUAAAAUAUGUCUAAAUACAAGCAGCUGACUAACUGUGCCUAAAACUUUGAUUUACAUUGGAGAUAUGUGGUAAAAGAAUUAAAGAAGUAGAACAGAUUACUAUUCUGACCAGACAGUCAAUACCAACUGUUUAUGCCUGGCUGUUUUCAAUCCCCCAUGCUAAGGAUACAUUUCAGUGAGUAACAUAUAAAUUCAUAUUUUAGAGUCCAACAAUUGUGUCAAAACCACAAAAUGUCCAUUUAAUGCAUUGUGUUGAGUCCAAUAUUUGAUCACUGGCAAAUGGAAAUGGCCCAAACAUAGGCUAAACACUUAGCAACCACAUUGAACAUUAUUUUUUCAUAUAGAAUGUUGUGUGUUAUAAAACACCUUCAAAGGACCCACUAGUAGAAAUGGAUUUUAAAAUUUCGUAAUUGCUUGUAUAUUUAAAGCUAACCUAUGUUCAGAUUUGAUACCAUAGUAUUAAUUUGAUUACGUUUUGUUAUCUACAAAACAGCUAGCCUCUGAAAAUUGGGUAUCAGUAAGAAAAAUCAACCGAAAUUUAGCCCACGGCAGCAGACUGAAGCAGCAUGUGUGUAUGGGGACUAGAAAAUGUUGGAGGAAAAUGUGGUCAACUCUCUUAUUGCUUAUUUAGAAAUGUCAGAAAAUUGUGAAAAAUGUCAAUCGGUGUUUCCCAGAGCCCAAGAUACUAAAGAUGUUCAGUUCACUGACAAAGAGUACGGAAGAAACUAGAAAAUAUUUGCAUUUAAGAAGCUGGAAUCAGAGAAUUUAUUUACUCGUUUUACAUAAGAAAUGACUAACCAAUAAAUCAAUUAUCAAAAUAGUUGGCAAUUAAUAAAAUAGUUGACAUUUAAUCGAGUAAUUGAUUGUCUGCAGCUCUUUAUUUUGCUUUUUAGCCAGCAGCAUUUGAUAGAACAAAGAACAUGAAAAGGACAUAAGCGGACAUGUUAAGUGCAAAAAAAAAAGCCUCAUAAAAUAAGGAUUAGGAUGACACCCCCACUCUACGCUUUCCCUUUUUUCAUCUGUUAGCUUAUAUAGCAAAAGAUUACCAGUGGAUUGACAAGCAAACUGAAGUAGCAUGCCUGAAUAACGUUGCAGUGGUUUUAAACUCCUGUUUCCCACUGGAAGCUGGGCUACACCUGGUUGUUUUUUAUAAGGAAAUCAAAAGCCUCGUUAACUUGGAGUUAAUAGCUUAACUACUCCAGGGUUAAUGGUGCAUGUUAACCUUUAGUUAAGCGCUAUAAUGUUCAGUGGGAACACCAGCACGGCUUGCCAGUGUUUUGAUUCCCAUCCCUUGUAUUAUUGGAUCUCGUUUUGUUCACAUACCAUGUGAUCUAUGUGGCGGACUGCUCAUGGCUUGAUUAAGUCUAGAUUAUACUACGAAUGUAAAUGCAUAUCUGCAAACAUAUGUCCAGUCACAAGUUUGGAACAUGUUAAUAAGGUUAAGGAGAUACUUUGCUGAUUCAAAUCCAGCUCUGUGUCAUGGCAGUGUUGCGAGUGUGUGCAGAUGAACGGUGUUUGGCUUCCUUCCGUGGCACAGAGCUCAGAGCGGCCCAGGUCUGCUGAGAUCAUCCAGGGGAUCUCGGCUGCACUGACCCCAUGAAGGGAAGCCACACAUAGUUCCCCACACCAGCAUGACACAGAGCUGGAUUAAAAAUCGUAUCCCUUUUAAUCAGUGGGGAAACGGACAACAAGUCAUCUCAGACAGCUGUUUAAAAUAUGUUGAUGAUACUUUGGUUUAUUGAAUCAUUGAAUGCAUACACACAUGUAGGCAUGUUGAUUGGUAAUGAAAUGCUUCUCCGUCUUAUAUAUGAACAAGGAUGUAACCAAAUUGUUGCUGAAGAGGUAGUUGUAACUCACUCAGUAUACUCUCAUCUUGUACAAAGUUCAGGAUUUUUUUUUAAAUAUGAGCCUUCACAUCCAUGUCCAAAACGGCAACGUAUACAAUUUCCAGGACAACCAAAGUAUUUCUCUAAUGUAUCAUUGUAAAAUAACCUUUUUAGGCACUCCUUAGAAAUUGGAUGGGGCAUUUAUAACCAUUUUCCCUGUCUUGUUUUAUUCUGCUACCGAAGAUGGCAUCAAAUCUUACUUGAUCAUUGUAAUCAGAAUACACUAUUGAAUUGUUCUCUUUAAUAUUGCUGAGGGUUGUGUAUGUGGAAGCUCUGUGCUCUACGUUUAACAAACAGUAUGGGGCAAUGCAAUGCUUCUAAUUGUGUUAAUAAGCUGCUCAAAGGACACAUUUGUUUGUUUUUCUUUCAUUACAACCUAAAAGGAUAUUCUUCUUCUGAAUUGUGUUACGAUUAUUUUGGAUAAGAGGCUUGGGGAUAGACUGGUUCCACUGUGAGUCCAGGACUAAAACUAAUACUGAACAGAUUUGACUAUAAUUAUAAAAAUAAGUGACUAAAAACCCCUACCACCAUAAUUAAUACAUUUUCCUACGCCUUUCCUCUUGCUUUCUAUCGCCGGAGGAAAAAAUGCAAAGUCUAAAUAUUUUUCAAGUUUACUUUAGCUAGAUAUCUAUAUCAAACCACUUAAAAAUGUCCAGAAUAUUCUGUUCAGUUUGAAGGAGCAAGAAGCCAAGCAUUCUGAGACCAAAACAAAAAGACGUUUUGCAUUUGAAAGUUUUUUUUAUCAUGUGCAAAAGUGUUGGGUGAAUAUUUUUUUUGAUGGCCAACACAUGCUUCUCUUUUUAAUGUGUAUUUAUUUCUAUCCUGGUGUGCGUGUGUGUCCGUUUGUUGGGAGAGUGAUUUUCACUAUACUCUUUGUCUUAUGUUAUUUGCAUGGUUCCAAUUUUGUAAGCACAUUUUUGUAAUAUCUCCAGUGUUAAGACUUGUAUGUUUUUACAUGUUUGCAGAGUGCAUUAAAAUGAAUGACGGUAUGAAUCAAA